UGGCGUCGCCGCGCGCUCCUCUCUGCGUUCUCGGAUCAUCGCUUACCAUCUCACGGUUUAUGGACGACGAGGACCAGAUAUUAUGAUAGCACAUUGUCGGGGUUGGUUCUACAACAUUUUCGCCAAAGUGUUCAGUGGAAACCGCUUGAGCUCCAAACCGAGCCGUGAGAGAUAAGAAAAGAAGUUUGCCGGAUACAGGUGCGAUCUCUCUCUAACUCCAGCUGAUGAUCACAGACACAGAUCUGGACUGCCGGAUUCCAGUAGAUCAUAUCAGAUCUCGCGCAAGAUGAAGUCUGCCAGAGCUGGUGAUGAAGGACUCUUCACGGAGAGCUACUGUAACAUCUGCAACGCUCAGCUGAUCUCUGAGUCCCAGCGCGUGGCACACUACGAGAGCAAGAAACACGCCAACAAAGUGCGUCUGUUCUACAUGCUCCACCCAGAAGAUGGAGGUCCACCAUCCAAAAGACUGAGACCAGACAAUCCGGACAGUGCAGAGAAUGAGGUCGACAGAAACAAAUGCUGUACGCUCUGCAACAUGUUCUUCACAUCUGCCAUUGUGGCUCAGUCACACUACCAGGGCAAAACACACGCUAAGAGAGUUCGCUUGGUACUGGGGGAGACGCCAAGUCUGCCUACACCCACAGAGUCAGCCCCGCCCACCCCUCAGACCACAGACCCGCCCCCUCCCUCGUGGCAGCCGCUGGCCAAUCACGGUGAGGCAGGCAAGUACUGCUGCUUGUGUGGCGCCUGGUUUAACAACCCACUGAUGGCACAACAACAUUACGAAGGCAAGAAACACAAGAGAAAUGCGGCGCGGGCGCGACUGUUGGAGCAGCUGGCUGGCAGUCUGGAUGCCAAUGAAAGCACAGGCCUGCGCCGGAGUUACUCGUGCAGCGUUUGCAAGGUAGUGCUGAACUCCAUCGAGCAGUAUCAUGCACAUCUCCAGGGCUCCAAACACCAAAACAACUCAGGAGCACACGGGUCUGGCCUGCUGUGAUUACACAUCCUUUAUCUUCCAGGCAGGCCGGCCCCGGCCUCGCUACAUCACUCGACUGGGCUUUCACCUGAGCUCUGUUUGCUCGUCAGCACUCUUAAGGAGAUAUUUAGUACGUGGCCAGCGGUUGGAUAAGUCAGUGAUUUAGUGCGGGCGAGAGCAGGACUGCUGACAGUGUGGCGUUUUACUACAGACAGUGAGGACAGGGCACAAGAGAGCUCAGGAUUCGGUGUUCGGUGACCCAUUUUCUGGGUGUGACGAUAAUGUGAGUGAAGACACCUUUGUCUCACCCCGUGACAAAAAUGGAAAAAGGGGGAGGGAAAUAGAGGAUGAAAGCAGACGGCAAGAGAAUGAGGCUGCAGAAAGAGGAGGAGGAGGAGGAGGAGGGCAGGAUGCUUGAACAGUCGUGCUGAUUGAUUAGAUGAGAGAGGUGUAAUCGGAGCCCUUCUCGCUGAUGUUUAGACCCUCUCCUCCUGCUAUCGAUCCCUUGGGUUGCCUGGAACAAGAUAGGAGGUUCCAGCUCAUUGGGCUCCCUCUACCUGUGUAAUCACUCUCCCCAACUGCAGUCCCAUUCCUCAGAGGAAACCCAGAAGACAUGGGCUGUGCUCUGGUGGGACAGAGCUGAUCUGUUGAGACAAGACAAGCUCAGGCUUUUCAGCCCGUAACAAAAAAUGACACCGUGUCUUGUCGGGAAUGGGUUAAGAGUGUUACAAUAAGGCAUUAUAUGCAGUUGAGAACACUGUACAGUACACAAGUAUGCAAACGCAGAUGCUUCUAGCUAUGCAAGCUCAAAUGUCA
Messenger RNA from Sinocyclocheilus anshuiensis, 1792 nucleotides. Its product is annotated as zinc finger matrin-type protein 4. Gene Ontology annotation, molecular function: zinc ion binding; nucleic acid binding. The record is from RefSeq and is a predicted model, not a curated record. Bases 287 to 997 code for a protein of 236 amino acids. Lineage: Eukaryota; Metazoa; Chordata; Actinopteri; Cypriniformes; Cyprinidae. The transcript is spliced from 7 exons.